AUGCACCAGGGCUGGCGGACACUGGACCUGCACCGGCUGGCUCGCGAGCCGCCGCAGUCCUGGCCCUACUUCGUGAAGAGCGCCCUGGCCAACUUCCGCUACGUCCGCACCGCCAACAGCAACGCGACCCGCAUGCGCCUCCGCCUCUUCACUCCGCCGUUCGGCCCUGUGCUCUCCUCGAGGCACUACGCCUGGUGGAAGGUGCGCGUGCUCCAGUUCAUAGAGGAGCAGCACCGCAGCAGGAGCAGAGGCGGAGGUGCCAGCGCAGCGCAGCAGCAGCGCCGCGACGGCUGCGCGUGGGCGCUGCUGCUCGACGCGGACGCGUUCGUCCGCGCGCCGGCAGGUACCGACCUGCUGCGCCGGCUGAUGCCGCUCCAGCUGACGGCGCAGCAGCCCGACCCGCAGACCCUCGCCUCGGGCGCCGCCUUUGCGGCGCGCCUGCAGAGCCUCGCGCCCGCUGCAGACUUGUCUUUUUUACGAUUUACCUUCUCUACGCAGCUCAACACGGGAGUCAUGUUCGCGAACCUCAACCACCCGGGCCUGGCGCCGCUGCUACGCGCCUGGUGGGCGAGUCCCUUCAACGGCACGUGGGUGCGGCAUGCGUGGGCGGGCGGCGCGUCCAAGGAGAAUGAGGCCUUCGGCGCGCUGACGGAGCGCUUGGGCUUGCCGGACGGCGGGGCGGCGGCGGAGGCGGCGGGGUCGGGGGCGGAGGCGGCGCGCCUGGAGAGGCUGCGAGAGCUGCGCGGGUGCAUCUCCCGGGCAGCCUGGGUGAAUGGUGUGCUCACCGCUAACAGUUAG
Messenger RNA from Emiliania huxleyi CCMP1516, 798 nucleotides. RefSeq lists its product as hypothetical. The transcript is spliced from 5 exons. Bases 1 to 798 code for a protein of 265 amino acids. Lineage: Eukaryota; Haptophyta; Isochrysidales; Noelaerhabdaceae. The record is from RefSeq and is a predicted model, not a curated record.